Trichosurus vulpecula (common brushtail) is the source of this 1185-nucleotide messenger RNA. It is a transcript of the gene MORN1, whose product is annotated as MORN repeat containing 1. The record is from RefSeq and is a predicted model, not a curated record. Bases 1 to 1185 code for a protein of 394 amino acids. Lineage: Eukaryota; Metazoa; Chordata; Mammalia; Diprotodontia; Phalangeridae. The transcript has 12 exons.
AUGGAAGCUGCAUGGUUUGGAGCAGGUUAUGGGCACUAUCUGUAUCAAAAUACUUUCUUUCGAUAUGAGGGAGAAUGGAGAGAUGGGAAGAAACAUGGUCAUGGAAAAUUGUUAUUUAAGGAUGGAAGUUACUAUGAAGGCGAAUUUGUAAAUGGUGAGAUCAUAGGAAGGGGACAGCGUUACUGGGCAUCAUCAGGAAACACCUAUUCUGGGCAGUUUGUUUUAGGUGAACUUCAAGGACAAGGAAUAAUGAGGUACAAAGAUGGUGGAAAAUAUGAAGGGGAAUUUUCCCACGGAGUGAGAGAAGGGUAUGGGUCUCUCAUUGAUAAAAAUGGACAAGUUUACCAAGGCUCAUUUCAUGAAAAUAAAAAGCAUGGUGUGGGACAGAUGAUCUUCAACAAUGGCGAUAAAUAUGAAGGAGACUGGAUUCUGGACCAGCGACAGGGGCACGGGGUGCUGCACUCUGCAGACGGAUCGACUUACGAGGGACAGUGGCGAAAUGGUGUAUUCAAUGGCCAAGGCCUCAUGAUUCAUUGCUCUGGCAUCAUCUAUGAGGGACUGUGGAUCAAUGGCUAUCCAGCAAUUCAAGCCUCAAAGAUUGUGAUUUUGGGUCCGAAGGUGAUUAAGGUCGUGCAGGGUUCUUCGAUCACCGUGAGGGUUCAGCUCCAGACGGACGAUGGGGAAAUUGUUGAAAGUGAGAGUGGCCGAGCUUUAAAGAUCCAGGCUGGGGUGCGAUACGUACAGCUGCCGGCUUUCUCGAAUUUCGGUUUUUUCAAGGUGACUGGAGAUGCUGAGGUGAAACUCAUCCAAACUCCCUUUGGAUUUGAGUGCAUUGACUAUCCUUUGAUGCCUCCUGUGUCUGGAGGACCAGAGAUGGAAGCUUUGGAAUCUGAAUGUCCUCAAGAUGCCCCAAAGGAAGAUUUGGAGCGGGAAUCUCUAUUGGAAUCCCUAUUGUAUCGUACAACAGCUGACUCCGACGACCUGGAUGCAGCAGAUGCACCAUGCCUGGCGGCUGCUGCUCUCCAGGAGAGGCAAGGCCAUCCUUGGUUCACACACCUCGCCCGCACGCCUCCUGCAAACAUUGUCUCACCUGGGGAGCUACGGCUCACAGUCACGGUUCAGAGUUGGAAGGACCUCAGAGGCCACCGCGUCCAACCUGCCCCCGACCAGAAACCUGUGCUGUGA